AAAGACGCGGAUCGCCGCCUGGAGGGGCGCCUCUAGUCGCGGCGGAACGCGACGCCAGCGGCGGAUGGAGGGCGCAAGCGGGCGGCCGCGGAGGCUGCUCCUGGAGGGGCGCUGAUGCGGCGCCUGGACCUGAGCUGCGCGACUUCGGGGGCGUCGGCCGAGAGGGCUCUCCGCGAUGCAGCUCCUGAAGGCGCUGUGGGCACUCGCUGGGGCCGCGCUCUGCUGCUUCCUCGUCCUGGUGAUCCACGCGCAGUUCCUGAAGGAAGGUCAGCUGGCCGCCGGCACCUGUGAGAUUGUGACCCUGGACCGGGACAGCAGCCAGCCCCGGAGGACGAUCGCCCGGCAGACGGCUCGCUGUGCGUGCAGAAAGGGGCAGAUCGCGGGCACCACGAGAGCCCGGCCCGCCUGCGUGGACGCGCGGAUCAUCGAAACAAAGCAAUGGUGUGACAUGCGUCCGUGUCUGCAGGGGGAAGGCUGUGACCUGCUGAUCAACCGGUCCGGCUGGACGUGCACGCAGCCCGGCGGGCGCAUAAAGACCACCACGGUCUCCUGACGAACACAGCCUCAGAGGGGCCCGGGCGGUCCUCGGCUCCCCGGAGAGUCCGCACCUGGGCCCGAGUCCUGCCGCAGACGCCCCGUUAUCUGCCACCGGCCUGCGACCCGGGCCUUCUGCGCUGAGCCUGUCCGGCUGCACAAGGAGUCCUGCCAGGGACACAGCCUGGCCUCGCCCGGCCUCCCCGGCCACACGUGGGCUGCGCUCCCUGAAGAGCAGGACGAGGACCAGGAGCAGGGGCCAGAGGGACCAGACCGCAGCCCAGCAGCCCGGAGGCGGGACCUCGGCCGUCGGGGGAGGCUGUGGCCCUCCUCACGCCCAGACUGUCCGAAUCGCUUUUAUUUUCUUAUCCUUUUCCGUAUACUCAAUAGACCAAAGAGCAAAUCUAUUUUAACGCAGACUCGCCCCCACAACCCGGUUCGGCUGGGGGCCCAGGAGCGGAGCAUGCUGGUGGCCCCGGCAGGGCGGAGAGGGUGGCCCUGGCAGAGGCCCCCACCCCACGAACACUGCGGUGCACCCUGAGCAGGGCCCAGCCACCGGAGGAGCCGGCAGCCCUGCGGGACACGGGGACGAUGUCCCCACACAGGCCGGCACGCCCCUCCCCGGGACGCAGCCCGCCGGGCACUGCUCCGUGCCGGGACGGACCGGACCGUACUAAACUCACUGUUUUAACCAGUUAGACGCGCCUCUUCGCUCCAUUCCGAUAGUGGGACAAUCCAGUAUCCGCCAAGAGCAUGUUGGGUCUCCCGUGACUGCUGUCUCAUCCGAUACACCAUUUAGCUCCAGAACGCAAAUUAAAGGAAAAUGAAGUAACCCUUGUUUGAAAGAGAUCAUUAAAUGUAUUUUGCAAAGCCUAAAGUUAUAUAUUUAACAGUUUUUAUAUGUUGUAUAUUUGUAGAAAAGCCUAUUUAACAAUUAAUGUGGUGGCCCCGGCCGUCCCGAGCAGCGAGCUGAAGGCUCCGGGCGGGCGCA
Molossus molossus (Pallas's mastiff bat) is the source of this 1525-nucleotide messenger RNA. It is a transcript of the gene TAFA5, whose product is annotated as TAFA chemokine like family member 5. The record is from RefSeq and is a predicted model, not a curated record. Bases 176 to 553 code for a protein of 125 amino acids. Gene Ontology annotation, molecular function: receptor ligand activity; G protein-coupled receptor binding. The transcript has 4 exons. Gene Ontology annotation, biological process: G protein-coupled receptor signaling pathway. Lineage: Eukaryota; Metazoa; Chordata; Mammalia; Chiroptera; Molossidae.